ACAGACUUUGUCUUGACUUUGUCCAACUUCCCCCAAGUGCACACUUCCCGACAUGGAUUUCACAACGUUGGAAAGUCCCUGCAGCUAAUGUUUACACCAAUCCAAUGCUUUUAACCAUCCCUCGAAGUUUACACGUGUACACUUUGGGGAAAAGGGUGUAGAAUCAGAACACAAACUGUAUAUGUUGGUAUUUUUUGGGGAUAAUAAGUACUAUGUUGUAUGACAAAACAGGGCUUUUUGAUUCAAACCUCAAUUCAUUUCUUUCUUGUCUUAUGUGAUUUCCCACAGACUCUAAUAGCCUACCGUGGGAUGAACAAGCCUUUUGAAGCAAAUUUUUCUGAUAAGGUGAUAAGAGUGAACAACAGUGCUGUCAUCCUCUCUGAAUGCCUGAAUCUGACAUUCACAUUCUUUCAUGUUCUCCAGGGCAUGGUUGAGGUGUGCCAUUUGCAUUACAUUGUUGCAGAGAGGGAGCAUGAGGCUGUGACAACUAUCAAUCUGACUGACACCUCGGACGACACAUCAGGAAAUGGAGACAAAGCCAAAGUCACUAGCCACACAAAGGAAAUCACUGCUGGUGUUCUGGUUUUCUUGGUUCUGCUGCUGGGCAUUGCUGGUUUCUUAGCGUACAGAUAUGGCUACAUUCCUUGGAGAAACAAACAUCCAUUUCCUCUUGCACAGCUAGCUCGGCUGGGUCGGGACUACCUUAACACCAACAGGGAAAACCAGAGGGACAACGGAGAUCCUGAUGAUCCAGCUGCUGAGGACGCUGCGUCUCUCCGAUCUGCGCUUGUCGUUGGCAGGGUUAACGAUGAGACUAAGGAAGUGACUCCUGGUGCACAGAGUCCAGGACCUCCUCAGAUGAAUGGAGGACCUCCCAUGUCUGACAGGUUGGAGAACAACCAUGUUGGUCAGCGGAUGAAGAAAACUGCUCUGGUGAACAAGCAGGACCAGGACUGGUUAACAAUGGCAUGAAGCCAGUUGAAAAUAUAUAGCAUAUAAGAUGAAACUAAGUGAAAAUAUAACAUGAUAUACACUGUAAUAUAGAACAGUAUAAUAUAAUAUGACAUUAUAUAAUAUCGUAACACUUACUUGAAGCUGCUUCUUGUAUAGUGUUAUAUAUUCUAAUGAAUGCAUUCUUAACAACAUGAAUGAUGCAUUAAUGCAUACAUAGGACAUAACUGUAUAGUAAAAUGCUAGUAUAAUACUGUGCUGGUAAGCUGCUAGCUGUGGGGUUGCCCCCAGCUGUGGUUUCUGUUAUUCAGAGAAUCUACGCUCAACUGUGGUUCAAAUCCAUAGUUUUUAGCUUAGUUGUUACCGUAAACUAGCACUUCUUAGAGACAAAGUUAUGGAAAAUGCUGUAUAACUACUUACCAUUCUGAAGUGUAACAGUCAGGUUUUUAUGUAACAAUUGUUAAUCCCUUUUUUAAAUGUUUAUUUAUAUAUUUGUUUGAUUUUAUUGAAUUAGUAUGACUAAUGCUUCAAUGACCAUGCAUUAUUUUACACUCCCGUAUAAAGGGAUAUUAUUUUACCCUCCCGUACAGAGGGAUAUUAUUUUACCCGACCGUAUAGAGGGAUAUUAUUUUACCCGGCCAUAUAGAGGGAUAUUAUUUUACCCUCCCGUAUAAAGGGAUAUUAUUUUACCCUCCCGUACAGAGGGAUAUUAUUUUACCCGACCGUAUAGAGGGAUAUUAUUUUACCCGACCGUAUAGAGGGAUAUUAUUUUACCCGACCGUAUAGAGGGAUAUUAUUUUACCCGACCGUAUAGAGGGAUAUUAUUUUACCCUCCCGUACAGAGGGAUAUUAUUUUACCCGACCGUAUAGAGGGAUAUUAUUUUACCCGACCAUAUAGAGGGAUAUUAUUUUACCCGACCGUAUAGAGGGAUAUUAUUUUACCCUCCCGUAUAAAGGGAUAUUAUUUUACCCUCCUGUAUAGAGGGAUAUUAUUUUACCCGACCGUAUAGAGGGAUAUUAUUUUACCCUCCCGUAUAAAGGGAUAUUAUUUUACCCUCCCGAAUAGAGGGAUAUUAUUUUACCCGACCGUAUAGAGGGAUAUUAUUUUACCCGACCGUAUAGAGGGAUAUUAUUUUACCCGACCGUAUAGAGGGAUAUUAUUUUACCCUCCCGUAUAGAGGGAUAUUAUUUUACCCUCCUGUAUAGAGGGAUAUUAUUUUACCCUCCCGUAUAGAGGGAUAUUCUUUUAGUGACUAAAACAUUUUCCAUUAUUUGUAUCCAAAAUAUAUUUAAUUAAAACAUAUAAUUUUC
This is a messenger RNA of Salvelinus namaycush (lake trout), 2262 nucleotides long. RefSeq lists its product as uncharacterized. Bases 220 to 972 code for a protein of 250 amino acids. The transcript has 9 exons. The record is from RefSeq and is a predicted model, not a curated record. NCBI's taxonomy places the organism in Eukaryota, Metazoa, Chordata, Actinopteri, Salmoniformes, Salmonidae.